UAUAUCAACGUAUUUAUACACAUUGUUUUUCAACUCUUUCCCCUUUAACGGUUUGCAGAAGUAACCAAGACAAUGAGAAAACUUCAUGUGUUAAGUUAGUUGCUUUCGCCGUCAAUUAGGGGAGUUUACAAAAGUUUAGGCACAUUCACAGUUAACCAAAUUUAAAAGUGUGUGUUGGAUUUGGUUCCUCUUAAGAAAACGUUUCAAAACAACAAAGUUUUCUACAAUCUAAUCUCCCUUAAGCUCUGAUAAUGAAGAAGAUGAAAUCUGUAAUUUGUAUUUCCUUUACUAUUUGUAUUCUACUCUAUUUCAUUACAUCAUUAAGCUUAUUAUGUACGAAGUCAGAUUUUCGGAGCUUUUUAGUGUCAUCAUCACCUUUGUCACCUCCUGUUUCUCUUAAACACAUAGUAUUUGGUAUAGCUUCUUCGAAAACUUCAUGGAUGAAGCAAAAGGAGUUUGUGAAGAUAUGGUGGAAACCUGAAACAAUGCGAGGAUGUGUAUUCGUGGAUAGUGUACCACCAGAAAUGAAUCAUACUACUCGUGACAGUAGUUCUGAUCUUCCUCUGCUUUGUAUCUCUGAGGACACUUCACGUUUUCGGUACACAUACAAACACGGAUACCGUUGGUUUAUUCGUGUGGCACGCAUUGUAUCGGAAACUGUUAGUUUAAACCACUCAGAUGUAAGAUGGUAUGUCUUUGGGGAUGGUCACACAGUGUUUUUCCCUGACAAUUUGGUGAAGACUCUUUCAAAAUAUGAUCACCAGCUAUGGUAUUACAUUGGGUCCAAUUCGGAGAUUUACGAGCAAACUGUUGUUAAUUCGUUUGAUAUGGCGUUUUGGGGAGGUGGGUUUGCUGUAAGUGCUCCUCUUGCUAGGGUCUUAGCUAAGGUUUUCGAUUCGUGCUUGGAACGUUACCCUCAUCUUUAUGGUAGUGAUGGAAGGAUUUACGCUUGUUUAGCCGAACUUGGAGUUGGAUUAACCCCUGAACGUGGCUUUCAUCCGGUGGAAGUCCGCGGCAAUAUCUUUGGUUUAUUGGCUGCUCAUCCCAUAACACCAUUAGUAUCACUCUCAAAUUUGGGCCAAGUUGAUCCAAUAUUCCCAAACAUGUCAGUAACUAAUUCCCUUGAUCAUCUAUUUAAAUCUGUUACUGCUGAUCCUGAGAGGAUCCUGCAGCAGACUGUAUGUUACGACCGCUGGUUUUCUUGGACAAUUUCAGUUUCUUGGGGUUACGCAGUCCAAGUGUUCAACAACCAUAUACACUUGUCUGAUGCAAUUCGUAUACAAGAUACAUUUACUCCAUGGAAAAAAGGAGCACCGCCAAACUAUAUAUACACUACAACCCCUGUACAUCCUGAUCCAUGUCAAAGAUCCACAACAUUCUUUUUUCAUCAACUACAUUCUCAAAGAACAAUCAUUACAACUCACUACAGAAGAUCAUUACCGGAAAAUUGUACUUAUGAUCCAAUGAAUUCGCCUAAAAAGUUAGAGGAGAUUGUUGUAUUUUCACACAAGUCAAAUCUUAGCAUCAAACAGUUGAGGGCACCAAGAAGGCAUUGUUGUGAUGUCUUACCUCCCAAGGCGGUUUCGAGAUUGGAGCUUUCCAUUAGGGAAUGCAGAGACGAUGAGCUCAUAAGAAUACAUGCAUAGAUUUUCUUCUUGUUGAUUGUUGAUUGUUUUUUUUGUGUUAACACCCGGUUCACCCUUAGGGCUAAUCCGGAUUCGGGGCUAAUCCGAAUUGUUGAUUGUUGAUUGUUGAUUGUUGAUUGUUGAUUGUUGAUUGUUGAUUGUUGAUUGUUGAUGAUACUCUACACUUGUACUACCGUAGUCAAUUAUGGGGAAGCCAGGAUUUUUAAGCACUGGCAGCCGGCCGAUACUUUAAUUAAAACAAAUA
Molecule: messenger RNA, 1890 nt
Organism: Spinacia oleracea (spinach)
Lineage: Eukaryota; Viridiplantae; Streptophyta; Magnoliopsida; Caryophyllales; Amaranthaceae
Exons: 3
Coding region: 252-1646 (464 amino acids)
Source: RefSeq, a predicted model, not a curated record